Molecule: messenger RNA, 5092 nt
Organism: Quercus robur (English oak)
Lineage: Eukaryota; Viridiplantae; Streptophyta; Magnoliopsida; Fagales; Fagaceae
Exons: 9
Coding region: 118-4659 (1513 amino acids)
Cellular component (GO): cytoplasm
Molecular function (GO): protein binding
Source: RefSeq, a predicted model, not a curated record
GAUAAUUGCUUUUCAACUCAUUCCGUACAGUUUCUCCGUCCGCUGCUCUUCUCUAAUCAAAACUCGCUCACUCGCGCUCGAAUGCGAUCAUCGUGACUCACCUCGACUCACUGAGUCAUGAAGUGCCGAUCCGUGGCGUGCAUAUGGUCAGCCACGCCUCCGUCUCACCGAGUCACCGCCACGGCGGUGCUCGACUCUCCUCCGACUCUCUACACCGGCGGAUCCGAUGGCUCUAUCAUUUGGUGGAACCUCUCCUCCACCGAGUCCAACCCGGAAAUUACGCCAAUAGCUAUGUUGUGUGGCCAUGCUGCGCCCAUAGCUGAUCUCGGGACUUGUUAUCCUGUUGUGGCAUUUGGAAAUGAGAAGAAAGACUCUUUGACUAAUGGUGGGGGGAACUCUACUUCUGGUUAUUAUGGUGCGUUAAUCAGUGCGUGUACUGAUGGUGUGUUGUGUGUAUGGAGCAGAAGCAGUGGGCAUUGCAGACGAAGGAGGAGAUUGCCACCUUGGGUAGGUAGUCCAUCCAUGGUUCGAACAUUGCCUUCGAAUGCAAGAUACGUAUGCAUUGGCUGUUCUUUUGUAGACACUGUCCAUGUGUCUGGUCAUCAUUCCACUGACUCUGCAGAAGGAGGUGAAGGGUCAGUGGAUAGAGUGUCUCAGCAGAGAAAACCACCAAAGUGUACUGUAGUAGUUGUUGAUACAUAUACCCUUACAAUUGUCCAAACUGUUUUUCAUGGGAAUUUAUCUAUUGGCUCGUUGAAGUUUAUGGCUGUAGUUCCACCCACUGAGCAUAGAGAAAAACAUUCUGUAGUCAUGGGUGAUUUGUCUGGUAGAUUGCAAUUGGUUUCGAUAUUAAAGGAUCCCCACCGAGAUGGGGAGGUUGGGACUGGUUCACAUAAAAGUUCUUCUCAGUCAGGAAUGACUGUCUGGGCAGAUGAAUUGAGUGAGGGCGGACAGGUUUUGUCAAUUGCAACUCGUGGGGAUGUUAUCGCUUUUGUUUUGCAAAACCGAUGCGUAUUUAGGCUGUUAGCCAGUGGUACUACAAUUGGAGAGAUUUAUUUUGAGGACAAUUUCAUUUGUCUAGAAAGCAAGUCAGCUCAAUCUCAUGUCAUAGGGGGAAUGUUUCUUGAAAGUGAAGAUUUUGGGAAUGAGCUGAACAACGAUGAACUAAAUGAAUUAUUUUCUAAAAAAUUUUCCGUGUGGAAUAAUAAAGGUUAUGCAGUUGUGUACACAAUAUCAUUUUCAAAUAGCAUAUUCAAAAGUGAGCUACUUUGUGAGAUCCCUUCCACUUCUCAUCCCCAUGAUGUAAGAUUGUCAGUUUGUUUAAUUCAAUUGAACUGCUAUCUUCUUCGCAUUGACUCACUUUGCUUUGGUGUUGAAGAACCUUUACAGUGGAAACCACACAUCACAAUCUGGUCACUACAUUCAGAACAUGAUGACCACGGAAAAUUGUGCUUGCAAUGCAGAAUGCUUGGAGAAAGUAGUUUUUUUGUUGAUUGGAUUGCGAACUCUACUCCACUUCAAGAAAUUGAGGGCCCCGCUGGUUGGAAGAAUGAGUUAAGUUCUAAGCAAUCUUCUGGUCCAAGUUCAACAAGUGUUAAUAAUAUACAUGAAGAUGAUUAUAAUUAUGGCUGUGUGCAUAAGGGACAGAUUGUAUCUUCUUCCAUGGUUAUUUCAGAAAAUCUCUAUGCACCUUAUGGUAUUGUGUAUGGCUUCUUUAGUGGGGAAAUAGAGGUUGUAAGACUUGAUUUGUUUCAUGGACUUACUUCUCAUGGUAAUAGUCCACGAUGUGCAGUGAGUUCACAUGUAUCCAGGCAAUAUUUUCUAGGACACACAGGUGCUGUAUUGUGUUUGGCAGCGCAUCAAAUGUUGGGUACUAGCAAAGGAUGGAGUUUCAAUCAGGUUUUAGUGUCUGGUAGCAUGGACUGCACGGUUCGUAUAUGGGAUCUUGACACAGGAAAUAUCAUUACGGUAAUGCACCAACAUGUGGCUCCAGUGUGCCAAAUAAUUCUUCCUCCAUCUCGGACUGACCACCCUUGGAGUGAUUGCUUCCUUUCUGUUGGGGAGGACUCAUGUGUUGCUCUUGCUUCUCUUGAGACUUUGCGGGUUGAGAGAAUAUUUCCUGGACACCCCAGCUGUCCUGCUAAAGUUGUAUGGGAUGGUGUAAGAGGUUAUAUUGCAUGCCUCUGCCAAAAUUAUUCAGGAACGUCUGAUGCCAAUGAUGUUCUAUAUAUUUGGGAUGUAAAGUCUGGUGCCAGGGAGCGGGUUCUUCGUGGGACUGCUUCUCAUUCAAUGUUUGAUCAUUUCUGUAAAGGCAUCAGCUUGAAUUCCUUAUAUGGCACUGUAUUGAAUGGAAAUACCUCAGUUUCCUUAUUAAAUCUUCCAAUAAUUGACGAUGGAAGCUUUUCUCCUUCUAAUUUAAAUAAUAAAGAGAAGUUGGUUACUUUGUCAAAUGUGGUGCCAGGUAUUACAAAUAUAAUUGAGCCCAAUACUUCCCAAGCAAAUGUUAGUAAAGGAAUUUCUGUAAAACCCUAUUUAACCACUCAAUCAAUCCUUCAAAGCAUCAAGCCUUCCAUCAAAUGCUAUUGUCCAUUCCCUGGAAUUUCAACUCUGAGUUUUGACCUUGGAUUGUUGAUGUUUCCCUGUCAGAAGCGUGAAUCCACUGCUAAUGGCAAUGAUAAGGCAGAUAGUACCAAUGUGAAGGAACAGGUUACUGAAAGACCAAGCCCACGCCACAUUAAUUUAGAUGAUGGUUCUGAUAUGCAUGGAAGCAUGACUGAUUCUAUGGAAGAACUUGACUGGAUUAGAUCACUUGAAGAAUGUUUACUUCGAUUUAGCUUGUCAUUUUUACACUUGUGGAAUGUAGAUUGUGAGCUUGAUAAUUUACUUAUAACUGACAUGAAGCUAAAGAGGCCGGAGAAUCUUAUUGUAGCUUCCGGUUUGCUUGGGGACAAAGGGUCUUUGACGUUGACAUUUCCUGGUUUGAGUUCUAUCCUUGAGCUUUGGAAAUCUUCAUCCGAAUUUUGUGCAAUGAGAUCACUGACAAUAGUGUCCCUUGCCCAACGCAUGAUUAGCUUGUCUCACUCUGGCUCCACUGCUAGUAGUGCUUUAGCAGCAUUCUAUACUAGGAAUUUUGCAGAAAAAUAUCCAGAUUUGAAGCCACCCUUACUCCAGCUUUUGGUGAGUUUCUGGCAAGAUGAAAGUGAACACGUACGUAUGGCUGCUCGUUCUUUAUUCCACUGUGCUGCUUCACGGGCAAUUCCACUUCCUCUACGGAGUCAAAAAGCAACUGAUCAAGCAAAUUUGAACUCUCUAAUUGGAACCAGAGAAAAUGAACAUGACAAAUUAAACAUAGAAGAAACAUCUGCUAACGGAUUGCAUUCUGACCAGCUGCUGGAAACACAAGGGAUAUCUCAGGUUGAGGAAUCUAAGAUACUUGCUUGGCUAGAAUCAUUUGAAAUGCAAGACUGGAUUUCAUGUGUAGGAGGAACGAGCCAAGAUGCAAUGACUUCUCAUAUUAUUGUUGCAGCAGCAUUGUCUAUUUGGUAUCCCAGCCUUGUCAAGCCAAAUCUUGCCAUGCUGGUUGUUCAUCCAUUAGUGAAAUUGGUUAUGGCAAUGAAUGGGAAAUAUAGUUCUACUGCAGCAGAGCUCCUUGCAGAAGGCAUGGAAAGUACAUGGAAAGCUUGCCUUGGUUCUGAAAUACCUCGUUUGGUUGGAGAUAUAUUCUUCCAAAUAGAGUGUGUUAGUGGCCCAUCAGCGAACUCAGCUGCACAGAAUCCAGUUAUACCAGUUGCCAUUCGGGAAACUUUGGUUGAGAUUCUUCUUCCAAGUUUAGCACUGGCUGAUAUACCAGGAUUUUUAACUUUUAUAGAGAGCCAAGUCUGGUCUACAGCAUCCGAUUCACCUGUUCAUUUGGUAUCCCUUAUGACACUCAUCAGGGUUAUCCGUGGUUCUCCAAGAAGCUUGGCUCAGUACCUUGAUAAGGUGGUUAACUUCAUUUUACAAACUAUGGACCCUAGCAAUUCUGUCAUGCGUAAAACUUGCUUUCAAAGUUCAAUGACAGCCUUAAAGGAAGUUGCACGUGUAUUCCCGAUGGUAGCCUUGAAUGACACAUGGACCAGAUUGGCUAUUGGGGAUGUGAUUGGAGAGCUCAACAAUGCUAGCAUUCGGGUAUAUGAUGUGCAAAGUGUGAUGAAAAUCAAAGUUUUGGAUGCAAUUGGACCUCCUGGACUUCCAACUUUGCUUGCAACAGCAUCAGAAACGGUGGUAACUACUGCAAUUUCAGCUUUGAGCUUUUCGCCAGAUGGAGAGGGGCUGCUUGCUUUUUCCGAGCAUGGGUUGAUGAUCAGAUGGUGGUCAUUGGGAUCUGUAUGGUGGGAAAGAUUGAGCCGGAAUUAUGUUCCUGUGCAAUGCACCAAACUGAUCUUUGUUCCUCCAUGGGAGGGACUCUCACCUAAUUCUUCGAGGUUGAGUAUCAUGGCAAGCAUAACGGGAAACGACAGACAGGUCAAUUCACAGGAGAAUGCUAGCAGUGUGAGUCAUGCUGACCGCUUGAAACUGUUGAUUCAUAAUCUUGAUCUGUCUUAUCGGCUAGAAUGGGUUGGUGAACGGAAAGUACUUCUUACAGGGCAUGGCCAUGAGUUGGGCACUUUCCAGUUAUAAGCAUCAUGUCAUGUGGAUUCUCACGGUCAAGCUCUUGGAAGAUUUUCCUCAUUUAAGUUCGGAGCCCAAUCAUAUGGCAUAUUCAGUUCAGUUCUCUUACCAAUAAUAUUUUUUUUUUUGGGUUGGUAGAGAAAAUUCUUCCAAAUUUUACCUGCUUGAGACAUCUUUCUCUUUAGUUUAAUCAUUGACAUCAAGCUUUUGGUGUGCAAUUCUGUUUUCCUAGACCGAGUCUUAGAGAAGGGUGUAGAUGCACUCUUGCGGCAUGAACAAUUCAACACAUGUAUUGUUUGUUCAAAGUAGAUAGCUGUGGAGGUUAUGAUGUAUGUAUUUGAUUAUUUGUUUUUCUUUGGCUGGAAAAGAUGAAGGGUGAUAUGCACGUGAUUCUUAACAGUAGAUGACUGAAUUAAUUAGAAUGCACUAUUAUGUUUACUGA